GGUUGAAAUCAUGCAACUUAAUUCUCUCCUACACACAAGUCUAUAUAAUAACUAAAUACUACAUGUAACCUAACCAACAUGUGAGAAAUGUUUACCUUUCGGCUGAAAAAUUUUGAAAAAUAUUUAUUACACCAAACCCUAAGGUGAAAUCAAUUAUCAUUUACAUAUUAUUUGCAGCCUGACAUUCUGAUAGUAAUCCAGCUUUGGUACACAAACUUAGAGAAAGCUGCAAUGUCGUCACCCACCGAGGAUUCCGAGCUGACGGUGGAAUUACCAUUUGGACAAGAAAUAACGGUGAUCCAGACCUCCGUUGGGAAAAUUAAGUGUCCCUUAUGCACCGUCGUAGUUUCCUCCGUCGCCUACUUUAAAAAUCAUCACACCUUCAAACACACGAGGAAGGAUUUGCUCUGCGACUUUUGCGGUUUACGUACCCUCCCUGACGACACAACUUUCCAGGAACACGUGACAACCUUCCAUUCUGACGAGAAUCCUCUAAAGUGUGCGAAAUGUAGGUACCUUGCCAAAGAUAAGUUAUCCCUGUGGCGACACAUUACAAGUACAGAGGCCAGCCGUGAAAAGAAAUUUCUUUGUGAACAAUGUGACGCAGAGUAUUCGUCUUCCGCAAGCUUAAAGAUCCACGUGCACAAGAAGCACUUAAACCUGCCCCUCCCUCUCAGCAAGUGUAAAGAAUGCGACGCUCAAUUCCAAGAAAGGUGGUCACUCCGUCACCACGUGGCAGCUGUGCACAGGGAAAAUGUGAUAAGCAAGUGCUCCCAGUGUUCGAGAGAAUUCAAAAAUCUUCAGCGUCUUAAAGCCCACGUGAAAAGACAGCACACCGCCAGUACUCGGAAUUACCCUUGUUCCCUGUGCAACAUGAAUUUCCGGCAGCCCGAGCACCUCAGGCGACACGAGAAGUCUGAAACGCACAAAUUGAUGGCAAAAGGCGAAACAGCCGAGGCUCGGGCUAGGAUCGAGGUGACGAAGUACAGGACAAAGAGAAAUAAGAUAACGGAUGGCCGCCCAGACUCUGACUCGGAGGAGGUGACCUAUGUCCCCAAAAUAGUAAGAACUUAUAACAGAGUGAAGAAAAUGGGCCAAAUUAUACACCCAAAGGGUGCACCAAAGACAAAGCAAGCGCGUCAAAAACUUGAAAAAGUGUGUUCAAAACCUAAAACGCCACAUCCACAAAUUAGAAAGGCUCGAAAACGGUGUAAAGUCAAAACUAAAAUUGAGUACGACGACGAGGAUGAUGCCACAUCUAUUAUAAAAAUUGAGGACCCUUCCGUCAAACUAGAACAGGAUUAUUUAGAUAAUGAAGAAUGUGAUGUAUUUUAGGAAAAAUUAAAAUACGCAAUAAAUUUGUACGGAUUUUUGUUUGUAUUUAUCUGUACGUAAAAUACUAUAAUAAUUAUUUUUUAAGAAAUAAAGAUUUAAUGGAAUGGAUUUAUUAGUACUGAGGUAACUGGUGGAUCGAUAAAUUGGUCAUUGUUAUGGUGACUCCUGUUUACAUAUUUGUACGCUUUUUAUAAUAAACCAAAUUUUGAUGCAAA
Messenger RNA from Folsomia candida, 1550 nucleotides. RefSeq names its product zinc finger protein 729. The transcript has 4 exons. The record is from RefSeq and is a predicted model, not a curated record. Bases 232 to 1335 code for a protein of 367 amino acids. Gene Ontology annotation, molecular function: RNA polymerase II transcription regulatory region sequence-specific DNA binding; DNA-binding transcription factor activity, RNA polymerase II-specific. Gene Ontology annotation, biological process: regulation of transcription by RNA polymerase II. NCBI's taxonomy places the organism in Eukaryota, Metazoa, Arthropoda, Collembola, Entomobryomorpha, Isotomidae. Gene Ontology annotation, cellular component: nucleus.